Messenger RNA from Lolium rigidum, 1099 nucleotides. RefSeq names its product ras-related protein Rab5A. Bases 205 to 825 code for a protein of 206 amino acids. The record is from RefSeq and is a predicted model, not a curated record. Lineage: Eukaryota; Viridiplantae; Streptophyta; Magnoliopsida; Poales; Poaceae. The transcript is spliced from 7 exons. Gene Ontology annotation, molecular function: GTP binding; GTPase activity.
ACAAACACGUCAAACCCAUCGGCCACGCCACGCAACAAGAACAGGAACACAACGGACCGAACUCGACCUCUCUCUCUCUCUCUCUUGAAGAUUUCCCAAACUUUUCUACCCUUCGAUCCAUCCACUCACCGUCGUCCUCGAGUUCUGCCCCGAAUCCGCUCCCCCGCCCGCGCGCGCGUAAUUCUCCCGAGCCCGCCUGAUCCGAUGGCGGCCAGCGCCGGCGGCGUUAGCAAGAUCCGCAACGCCAAGCUGGUGCUUCUCGGCGACGUGGGCACCGGCAAGUCCAGCCUGGUGCUCCGGUUCGUGAAAGGACAGUUCGUCGAGUUCCAGGAGUCGACCAUUGGUGCCGCCUUCUUCUCGCAGACCCUGGCGGUCAACGACGAGACUGUCAAGUUCGAGAUCUGGGACACGGCGGGGCAGGAGAGGUACCACAGCCUAGCGCCCAUGUACUACCGGGGUGCCGCAGCAGCGGUCGUCGUCUACGACAUAACCAAUGCGGCCUCUUUUACACGUGCAAAGAAAUGGGUUCAAGAACUUCAAGCACAAGGAAAUCCGAACACAGUAAUGGCUCUUGCUGGGAACAAGGCUGAUAUGUUAGAGGCAAGGCAGGUGCCAGUUGAAGAAGCAAAGACUUAUGCUCAAGAGAACGGACUCUUCUUCAUGGAAACAUCUGCUAAAACAGCAGCCAAUGUGAACGAUGUGUUUUACGAGAUCGCGAAGAGAUUGCUCCAGGGACAGCAGUCCCAGAACCCGCAGGCAGGGAUGGUCCUCUCGCAGAGACCAACUGAGAGGAUGGUGAGCAGUUCAUCAUGCUGCUCGUCGUAAAAUGUCCUGAAGAGACCGCUGCCAGGGACAGCUAAAGGCCUUUGAAAUCCACAAAAAAUGUAUAUGCGCCGCAGAUGCUGAUGAUGAUUGCGAAAAAUGUGUAUCCCAGCUUGCUACAGUUCUAGCCCUUGUUUCUUGUCAUGUUUCGUUCUGUAAAUGUGAAUAGUUGAAUGUUUCUGCUGCAGAUAUUCAGAUAUGUUACUACAGUGCAUUCCCAUGUUCAAAAGUUUCUGAAUGACCAGAGUGAAUAUUCACGCUUUGGUUUAAUAUGUUA